Molecule: messenger RNA, 380 nt
Organism: Contarinia nasturtii (swede midge)
Lineage: Eukaryota; Metazoa; Arthropoda; Insecta; Diptera; Cecidomyiidae
Product: dolichyl-diphosphooligosaccharide--protein glycosyltransferase subunit 4
Exons: 3
Coding region: 139-270 (43 amino acids)
Cellular component (GO): oligosaccharyltransferase complex
Source: RefSeq, a predicted model, not a curated record
UGUCGAUGUGGUACUAGAUUACGAUAAGUAAACUGUCAACCCGGUGUCAAUGUAAACUACGUGUCAUAAGCGUUCUGGAAAUUAGAAGAUAUAUACACAAUUAAUCGGCAUUUACCCGUGUUUCCAUCAAAAAUCAACAUGAUCACCGACAUUCAAUUGGCAAUUUUCUCAAAUGUUUUGGGAGUAUUCCUGUUUCUCUUGGUCGUCGCUUAUCAUUACAUUAACGCAAACAUUGGACGACCCACCAGCAUUCAAAACAAACACAAAUAAUUCCAACACUCUCUUAUGGAUUUAGUUCUAAAAAUGCUUGUGCAAAACAAUUUAAGAUUUUCAAAAUAAAUAAGUGAAUACUGUGUGUGCGCCACCAAUAAAAAACAAAA